Phyllotreta striolata is the source of this 4826-nucleotide messenger RNA. The record is from the annotation of a GenBank genome assembly. Lineage: Eukaryota; Metazoa; Arthropoda; Insecta; Coleoptera; Chrysomelidae.
AUGCCGGCACCGCUAUUUUUUUCCGGUUAUUACGUUAUGAAAAUUUUACGGUUAUCGAUAGUCGCCCUGCUAUCGCUGCUGCCCGUCCUGGCGCUGUCCCAAACCGGCCCGAAGCAGUUCGAGUACAACCUGACCCAGUACACCAGGACCCUGCCGGAGGACCUGCGGCCCAUCGUCCGAAGGGCCUUGGCCGUCGAGAGGCAAGCGGCGGCGACGGGGAAGUGGUCGAGGGCGCUCUGCCAGCCGGAGGAGGCGGUCGAUUGCCCGCCGAUGAAGUUCCGGCGGGCGUCGGGCGAGUGCAACAACGUCCGGCAUCCCAAAUGGGGCAACAGGGGCCAGAAGUUCCUGCGGUAUUUGGCGCCCAGCUACGCCGAUAAAAAAUCCCAACCGAAGCAAUCGGUCAGCCAGCAUUCGCUGCCCAGCCCGUUGGACAUCGCCUCGACCCUGCAAAACAACCCCGCCACCCAGCACGAUUCCAUCACCGCCUUGGUGGGAGCUUGGACCGAGCUGCUCCUGCACGAUCUGGCCAGCACGGGCAACAUGAAGAGCCAGGAUUGCUGCAGCGACAACGCCAAGAAGCACGGCGAGUGCUUCGGCAAACUGGGAAACGGCCAAUGCAGGGAGUACAUGAGGACCCUGCCCGCCGUCGAUAUGGAUUCUUGUAAAUUUGAAUACAGAGACCAGAUGAAUUUGGCCACGUCCUUCCUGGAUGCAUCGGCCAUUUACGGCAACACCGAUGAACAAGUGGAGAACCUGCGCACCUACGACGCCGGUUUGGUGAACGUGUCGGCCUGUUCGGCGUGCAGAUCGAACGCCCUCUACUCGGCCAUACUGAAGGAGCACAACCGGGUGGCCAUCGAUCUGGCCCGAUUGAACAAGCACUGGACCGACGAGGUGCUGUUCUACGAGAGCCGCAGGAUCGUCAUCGCCGAAUUGCAGCACAUCACCUACAACGAGUACCUGCCGAUCGUUAUCGGAGAGGAGGCUAUCGUGCAUUCGCAGUUGGAGCUCAAGACUCACGGGAGGUUCUCGAAAUAUUCCAGUACUCAGAAGGUCGGGGUUUAUAACGAAAUAGCUAUUUCUGUACUGCCGGUGCUACUGUCUAUGUUACCGAAAUCUGUUAUGAAUGAAAGUAUAAGCACUUUCGCUGAAAUGGUGGACCUCUUAAUUCGAACACCAGCUAAUAUACCGAGCGUUCAUAUAAUGGUACCGAUUAGAGCGGAAUGGGAUACAGCCUCGCUGUUUAUCCACAUGGGACGAGACCACGGAAUACCAUCGUACACGAAUUACCUAAAAUAUUGCACGAACUCCGCCAGUAAAAAACCCCUCACCUACGAAAACCUCACAAACUAUGGCAUCAAAGACGAAUACAUCAAAGCUCUGAAGUACAUGUACAGGAGCCCCGAGGAUAUCGAUCUGCUAGUAGGCGGUUUGUUAGAGAAACCUAUUCCAGGUGCCGUGGUAGGCGCAACUUUCAACUGCCUACUGAAACACCAGUUCCAACUUCUCAAAGAAACCGACAGGUUUUGGUACGAAAACGAUCUACCGCCUAGUUCCCUAACCACCGAGCAGCUCAAAGAAAUCAAAAAAAUAACGCUAGCUGGACUACUUUGCGCCAAUACAGACAAUCUGGAUAGGAUCCAACCUAAAGCUUUCGUACAGGAAGAUCCCUAUUUGAAUUCCAGGAUAUCCUGCGACCAACACCCGCUACCCCAGUUAUCCGAAUGGGUGGAAAUGGAUCCGAUGUCGGACAUUUCGUCCGAUUUGCUAAUGGAAGCAUUAGAGAAAGCCGAACGAGAUUUGAUGGAGAGGAGGAAAACGGAGUACAAAGUGUGGAGCGAAGUCGGAGGUAUCAACCCGAAAUCUCCCCAAGGAGUAGCAGCCGCUUUCAGUAAAGCCAACAAAAACGCCUUGAAACUAGCCAACACCUCGCUUCUCUUCGAAUUCGCCUCCAACGAGAUAGUAAACUCCCUGCUACACAGGAGAAGAAAGAGGCAACUCUUCGAUAACCACGUCGUCGCUUCUCUAUUUAGAGAAGAAUUGAGCGACGCCUUGCAGCAAGUAGACUUCGGCGCUCUGUUACCCUCUCAAACCUUCGACGUCGAUUUACAAUGCGAUGAUACAGGUCCCUGUGAUCCCAACACACCUUUCAGAACUUACACUGGUCAUUGCAACAAUCUAAGAAACCCCAGUUAUGGUAAAAGUCUUACAACUUUUAAUAGGCUGCUUCCUAGUGUCUACGAUGAUGGUAUAUCGAAACCAAGAUCAAUCGGAGUAACCGGAGUACCUCUUCCGAAUCCACGAGUCAUCUCCAGAAUCAUCCACCCGGACAUCAGCAACCUCCACAGCCGGUACACGCUGAUGACGAUGCAGUUCGCGCAGUUCCUCGACCACGAUCUGACGAUGACGCCCAUCCACAAGGGUUUCCACGAGUCGAUACCCGAUUGCAGGUCGUGCGACAGCAGGCGCACGGUGCACCCGGAAUGCAACCCCUUCCCGAUACCGCCCGGGGAUAAUUACUAUCCGGAAAUCAACAUCACUUCGGGUGAGAGGAUGUGCAUUCCUUCGAUGCGAUCGUUGCCCGGUCAACAGAAGCUGGGCCCCAGGGAGCAGGUUAAUCAGAACACGGCGUUUUUGGACGCGUCCCAGGUGUACGGGGAGAACCACUGCGUGUUGAGGGACCUUAAGGGGCAGUUUGGUAAGAUGAACGCCACCACGCAUCCUGUGAGAGGGAAGGAAUUGCUGCCGCAGAGCGACAAACAUCCCGAAUGCAAGUCUCCUUCGGGGCAAUGCUUUAUAGCAGGUGAUGGUAGAGCUUCGGAACAACCGGCUUUAACUGCUAUACAUACGGUGUUUAUGCGCGAACACAACAGAUUGUCUGAUAUUCUGAGGCAAAUUAAUCCCCAUUGGGAGGAAGAUAAAGUUUUUGAACACGCUAGAAGGAUUGUUGUGGCCGAAAACCAGCAAAUUACUUACAACGAGUUUCUACCAAGGAUAUUAGGAUGGAACGCUAUGAAUCUCUACGGUUUGAAAUUGCUAAAUCAUGGAUACUACAAAGAGUACAAUCCUUCUUGUAACCCAUCGAUAUUUACCGAGUUUGCUUCGGCUGCUUUUAGAAUCGGUCAUUCGUUGUUAAGACCUCACAUACCAAGAAUGACUCCAAACUACCAAAUCAUCAACCCCCCGAUUCUCCUGCGCGACGGGUUCUUCAAAGUGGACAUCAUGAUGCGCGAGGGAAUGGUCGACGAGAUCACCAGAGGGCUCGUCUCCACGCCGAUGGAAACGCUCGACCAAUUCAUAACGGGCGAGGUGACCAAUCACCUGUUCGAAGACAGGAAGAUCCCCUUCUCGGGCGUCGAUCUCAUCAGUCUGAACCUCCAGAGGGCCAGAGACCACGGCAUACCGUCGUACAACAACUACCGGGCGCUGUGCAACCUCAAGCGAGCCUCGAGCUUCGAGGACUUGGCCAGGGAGAUACCCCCCGAAGUGAUAGCGAGGUUGAAGAAGAUCUACGCCACCGUCGACGAUAUCGAUUUGUUCCCGGGAGGGAUGAGCGAGAGGCCGUUGCAAGGCGGAUUGAUCGGUCCCACUUUCGGUUGCAUCAUCGCCCUGCAAUUCAGGCAAUUGCGAAAAUGCGAUAGAUUCUGGUACGAGAACGAAGAUCCGGUUGUGAGGUUCACCGAAGCUCAGUUAGCUGAGGUACGGAAGAUGACUUUGGCUAAAAUUUUGUGCGAAAAUAUGGAUAUUGAAGGUGAGAUGCAACGAGCUGCUUUCGAUCUACCGUCUAACUUCUUGAAUCCGAGAGUACCUUGCAACUCUUUGCCUACCAUCAACAUGAACGCCUGGAAAGAAACCACAAGAGGUCAGGGUUGCAUAAUAGGUGAUAAGCAAGUAGGUGUGGGGCAAUCGGCGUUCCCCAGCCCUUGCACCAGCUGUAUAUGCACCACUGAAGGGGGUAAUUGCGCUUCAUUGAAAAUCACCGAUUGCAGACAGUUGAUGAGAGAGUGGUCCAAAGAGGCUAUAUUGAGGGACGAAGUUUGCACUGCUCAAUGCGGUUUCCUGCUGAGAGAGUCCGGAUCGAAUACUCUGCCUCAAAAUCUCAAUCCGCCGCCUCUGCAGAGCGGGAGAGGCCUGAGGCCCCAAUUUCGAAGCCAAGGAUUCGACAGUACUGGAGACUUUAAAUUCCCCGAUCUCACCCCUUUCAUAGUCAAAUAAGUUUUCGUUGGAAUUGUUUCGUUUGUGCGGAGAACAGGGUACUUUAUUUCCUCCUGUAACUGGGGUUGAUUUACACGACUCGGUUACUUCGAACGCCCUGUAUAAUUGGACACUUUUAAAUAAUCAUUCUGUAUGUGUAAAGGAGAAUAUUUAUAUUUCCGUGCCAGCGAUUCUUUAGUUAUUGCGGAUGUGGUUUUUUCUAUAUGUGUAAUUUGUGUAAAAAUAUUGUAUAUAUUCUAAGUUGUAAAUGUGAUUAAUGUUAAUAAAAAACGUACUAAAUAUUUAUUAUAUGAGAUGUUUAAAUAAUUGUAACGAAAUGGAGGGCUCAUAAUAAAGUAACAUAAGUAGAUUUAGAUAAUUUAGAGGAUUAUUUUUAUGUGUAUUUCGCACGAAUUUAUGGAGUUUACUUAGCUGAUCGUGAAAUGAGAAGUGUAGUUUUAAUUAUCUCACAAUCAGUGGUAUAAAGUACAAUAAAACUAAUUAGGUGUAAUCAAUUCUUCUAGUAAUUAAUAUGUAAUAAAUAAUAUUAGUCUUGUGUUUCAACUCAUUGCAAAGACCUUCCUAUAUUUCUUCUAAUUGUUAAAAAAAUAAUUUAUUAUUUCUCUAAAAAU